AUGAGAUGUCAAAGAAAGCUGCAGUGCAGAUGUUCCUUGCAGCCUUUCUUAGCUCCGGCUCUGGAUCGGAACUUGCCAAGUGUCAGGCUUCCCCCGCCCGUCUUUGCAGCCAUGGGGUGCAAGUCCUCCGUGCAAGUCGUCUCCUUUGACGAGCUGGGAGACAAGGGCAGCGGGACGAGCGAUUGUCCGGCAAAGGCGGCAUGCCGUGAAGCCAGCAAGUGUGCCAAAAAGCGGCCCUCACUGCAGGUAGCCACGCAACAGCUCGACCCCAUGCUGCCUCAUGCCCCUGACUUCAAGAAAGCCGGGCGAAAAGAGGAGGACUCGGAGGAUUUGGAGGGGAGCGAAGAGUGCGGAGUGGUUGAGGUCAAGGUCCCGGAGCACCUUCGGAACAUCCUCAAGGAGCGGGUCCUGGCGGGGUUCGUGGAGCCAUCCGCAGUCGAGAGCUCGUGGAACUUUCAGCAGGCAGAGGAUCGGCCGGCCGGUAUGCUUGGUCCGCCGGAUCGUGAGAUGCAUCUUGCGCACGUGAAAAGCCUCCACAGGUUUUUCAGAGUGAGCUGCAAGGUGCCAGGCUGGCUCCGGCUAGAGGUCGAUGGCAAAAGGAGGCGGGACGGCAUGGAGCCGACCCCCAUGAAGAGAUCCACCAAUGGCCGUGCUCGCACAACCGCACUGAAAGGCUUCAGUCUAGUUUAA
Symbiodinium necroappetens is the source of this 690-nucleotide messenger RNA. The record is from the annotation of a GenBank genome assembly. NCBI's taxonomy places the organism in Eukaryota, Dinophyceae, Suessiales, Symbiodiniaceae.